CUGGGUUGAGAUUUUAGAGUCGAGAGAGAACACCCCAGCAGGUCGAACUCAAUUCAGUCUCGCAUGGAAUCCAUAGAACCUCUGAUCGCUCAUGUUCAAGGGCUUUCGAGUAGUGUCGAUGAUAUCUGUCAUCUUCACAACCUCCUAAAACAGGCCGAGGAAUCUCUCCAAUCUCAGGCGCCUCGAUUAGCCCUUGUUCUGGAGCAGCUUGACCCUUCCAAGCAUUCUCUCGGCUAUCUCUACAUCUUGGAGGCAUAUACUUCUGCUCCUAUCCAAAAAGAGCAAGCUAGUGAGCUUGUUGUUUACAUUGCUAACUUCAUCAAUACUUGUUUGUCAGACCAGAUACAGUUGGCACCUGAUAAGUUUACAUGUGUGUGCAAGAGGUUCAAAGACCAAGUUUUGCAGCUUGAAGCACCAGUUCGGGGUGUAGGUCCUUUGCGGGCGGCUGUUAGAAAGCUUCAGACUUCUUCUGAACAUUUAACUGCUUUGCAUCCAGAUUUUCUUCAACUUUGCUUACUGGCGAAGUGCUACAAAACUGGUAUCUGUGUUUUGGAAGAGGAUAUUUUUGAGGUGGAUCAGCCUAGGGAUUUCUUUCUUUACUGCUAUUACGGGGGGAUGAUAUGCAUAGGACAGAAGCUUUUCCGUAAAGCUAUGGAGCUUUUACACAAUGUUGUUACUGCACCUAUGUCAAGUACAAAUGCUAUAGCUGUUGAAGCAUACAAAAAGUACAUCUUGGUUUCCCUCAUCCAUAAUGGGCAGUUUUCUACUGGUUUUCCCAAGUACACAUCUUCAGUGGCUCAAAGGAGUAUGAAGAACUUCUCUCAGUCUUACGUUGAUUUGGCAAAUAGUUAUAACACUGGGAAGAUUGCAGAAUUAGAAAGCUGUGCUGAGACAAACCGGGAGAAGUUUGAAUUGGACAACAAUCUUGGAUUAGUAAAACAAGUUGUAUCUUCUCUAUACAAGCGAAACAUCCAAAGAUUGACACAGACAUACUUGACUCUUUCACUCCAAGAUAUUGCCAAUACGGUGCAACUGAGGACUCCUAAGGAAGCAGAGAUGCAUGUGCUUCAAAUGAUUCAAGAUGGUGAGAUAUUUGCUACAAUUAAUCAGAAGGACGGAAUGGUCAGCUUUCAUGAGGAUCCUGAGCAGUACAAGACGUGUGAGAUGAUUGAGCAUAUUGACUCAUCAAUUCAAAGGAUGAUGGCACUGUCGAAGAAACUGAAUGCUGUGGAUGAAGUUAUCUCGUGUGACCCAGUUUAUUUGGCAAAGGCUGGGAGGGAGCGGCCCAGAUUUGAUAUUGAUGACUUUGAUACCGUACCCCAGAAAUUCAACAUGUGAAACAUUCAGGCCUAAGUCGUAUAUAUUUGUCAGAAUACUCAAGUUGCUGAUUAGUGCAUAUUGAAGAAAAAGAUGCUAUGCGACAUUGCUAAUGUCGAUGGCAAUGCAGGUCCUGGUCUCGAUCUUGCCAAGUCAUAAUUGGUUCUUUUAGGUGUAUAAUGUUUAAAUAGCAGUAGGGGCUGUCAUUUCUUGUUAUAUGAAUUUCAUUUUCUUUUCAAUCUUU
Messenger RNA from Telopea speciosissima, 1561 nucleotides. RefSeq names its product COP9 signalosome complex subunit 3-like. The coding region runs from base 64 to 1338 and encodes 424 amino acids. NCBI's taxonomy places the organism in Eukaryota, Viridiplantae, Streptophyta, Magnoliopsida, Proteales, Proteaceae. The transcript has 11 exons. Gene Ontology annotation, cellular component: COP9 signalosome. The record is from RefSeq and is a predicted model, not a curated record. Gene Ontology annotation, biological process: ubiquitin-dependent protein catabolic process.